Xenopus laevis (African clawed frog) is the source of this 2924-nucleotide messenger RNA. It is a transcript of the gene meltf.L, whose product is annotated as melanotransferrinL homeolog. Lineage: Eukaryota; Metazoa; Chordata; Amphibia; Anura; Pipidae. Bases 359 to 2539 code for a protein of 726 amino acids. The record is from RefSeq and is a predicted model, not a curated record. The transcript is spliced from 16 exons.
ACACUUUCAAUAGAUUUAUUUCAGGCAUAACAUUUGUAAAAUGGGUUAACAAAUCUCGCACAUUAUCAGCCUGACUGAUGGCCGUUUAAUGGUUAAAUAUGCCUCCACCUUUGUCCUAAGCUUCCAGGUAUUGAUAUGUUUUAUUACAACAGCACAAAGUAGCUUUCUAAAGGUUACACAAGAAUACCAUGGUCCAUGUAGAAGACACUGCUCUCCUAGUAGUACUAUCUGAAGGCAUAACCUGGCCAGUAGAGGGCAGACCUGAUCAGUUACCUUUAUUUACAAACGGAUGAUCUGUAUAACUGUGUUCUUUCACGAAAAAAGCUGAAGCAAGUGGCAGUCAGAAACUCCUAGUGAAAUGAUCUGGAAAAUUGUAUUUAUUCUUUUCUACUUUCAAAGAAUUCUUUGCCUUAAUGAAGUCAGAUGGUGCACAAUAUCCAACCAAGAGAACAAAAAAUGCAAUGACAUGAAAAAUGCUUUUGGACAAGCUAAAAUUACUCCGACUUUAUCCUGUGUAACUGGAAACUCGGAAAUCGAUUGUGCACGCAUGAUAAUGAAUAAUGAAGCUGAUGCUGUGACUCUUAAGGGUGAAUUUAUAUAUGAAGCCGGCACCAAAUAUUACUUAAAACCUGUGGCUGGAGAAGUAUACGAUCAAGGCAUGGGGACGUCAUACUAUGCUGUGGCCGUUGUAAGAAAAAACUCUACCUACAACAUAAACAAUCUGAAAGGAGCAAAAUCUUGUCAUACUGGGUUCCAGAAGAAUGCAGGCUGGAAUGUCCCCAUUGGCUAUCUCAUUGACACUGGCCGGAUUGCUGCUGUAGCUUGUGAUAUCCAAAAAGCUGUGAACAGCUUUUUUUCCAAGAGUUGUGUGCCUGGUGCCAUCCAGAAAGAUCUCUGUCAGCUGUGUAUUGGAGAUACCAAUGGCAACAAUGUGUGUCAGCUAAAUGGUAGCCUUGAGAGAUACAGUGGCUAUAGUGGAGCUUUCAGGUGUUUGGUUGAAGGACAAGGUGAUGUGGCAUUUAUAAAGCAUAGCACAGUGGCUGAGAAUUCAGAUGGUAGAAAUACAGAUCCGUGGGCUCAGGCCGUGAUUUCUUCUGACUACGAGUUAUUGUGCCGAGAUGGUAGCCGCGCAGAAGUCAGUGAAUGGAGACAGUGUAACCUAGCAAAGGUUCCUGCUCAUGCUGUUAUGACCCAGAUUAACACAGAUGGAGCCCUCAUUUAUAAAAUGCUUCACGAUGGGCAGCAGAGAUAUAAUAGCCAUAGUUCUGGCUUCAAGAUGUUUGACUCUUCGGCAUACAACAGUAACAACCUGCUUUUCAGUGACAUGACAACAGAGCUGAGAGCCAUUGCUGACCAGACAUAUCAGACCUGGCUUGGGGAUGAGUAUUUGCAGGCAAUGAAAGGAAUCGACUGUAAACCUGACCAAUUGCCUAAAUCCCUGCGUUGGUGCACCUUAUCCACACAAGAGAUAUGGAAGUGUGCCGAUAUGGCCAGUGCCUUUAAAAAUAAGUCUCUUGAUCCAUCGCUCCAGUGUGUUUCAGCUGACAGCCCUGAAGCUUGUAUGAAAAUGAUACAGCAAAAAGAAGUUGAUGCAGUGACAUUGAAUGGAGGAGACAUUUAUAAAGCUGGGAAGACAUAUGGGUUGGUGCCAGCCGCUGGAGAGGGUUAUCCCGACACCAUUAUGUCCAGUAGUUACUAUGCAGUGGCCUUGGUCCACAGAAACCCUUUGAAUGCCUUUACCAUUCAUGAUCUGAAAGGCAAGAAAUCCUGCCACACAGGCUAUGAGCGCACCGCUGGAUGGAACGUGCCCAUAGGAACUCUUAUUAAGCAGGGCUUUAUUAAGCCAGAUGGAUGCAAUACUGCCAAAGCUGUGGCUACUUUUUUCUCUGAGAGUUGUGUACCAGGGGCCAACCAGAAAUAUUUGCCUCCUGAACUGUGCAAUCUCUGUAAAGGUGACGACAGAGGACAAAAUAAGUGUGAGAAGGAUUCUCGGGAACGGUAUUUUGGGUAUUCUGGUGCAUUUAGAUGUCUGGCAGAGAAAACUGGAGAUGUGGCCUUUGUGAAACAUUCAACUGUGUUUGAACUUACUGAUGGAAAAAGUACAGAGCCCUGGGCACAGACUCUAAAGUCUAGUGAUUUUCAGCUACUGUGUCCUAAUGGUGCUCGGGCAGAAGUGAGCCAGUACACUGACUGUAAUUGGGCUCAGGUUCCAGCGCAUGCAGUUAUGGUUCAUCCUGAUACAAACAUAUACAUAGUGUAUGGCCUCUUAGCUAAUGCCCAGGAGUAUUACGGGACUGACAGCAGCUCUCAGUUUAAAAUGUUUGAUUCGUCAGUUUAUAAUGCAAAUGACCUGAUCUUCAAGGACUCAACUGAUAAAAUAGUUCCUGUUCAAGAGAAGAAAACAUAUAGCCAGUGGCUAGGCAGUGGCUACAUUGAAUCAUGGGAAAGUAUGCAGUGUUCUUCCAGUGCAGCACAAAAGCAAGGAACUAUUUCCUUUUUACUAAUUAGUAUGCUCCUGUUCAUGACAUUCUCUGUAUAAAUGCUGCCAGUUUAAAACCAGGACUUCACUGGGAAUUGCAGAGGUGCAAAAAAUAAAACAUCACAAAUAAAUUUGUCUCAUCUUGGAAAUGAUUGGAAUGUUCACCUACAUUGCUGUCUUCUCCACGUUUAAAGCCACUGUUUAAUACAAUGUGGGAAUGUUUGCUUUUAACAUCUUCUUGUAGAGAAGACAUUUGAAAUCCUCUAUUUAUUGUGCCGUCAUUUGCAUAUUCAAAUUUUUCUCCCAAAAGCAGAUGCAUGCUCCAUGUUCUUUCAGUGAGUCUGGUAAUGCUUCUCUACAAUGUUGCUGUCGUUAUAUUUAUGCAUCUGUCCAUUUGACAAUUGACACUGUGUGUUAAAUAUUAAAACGGAUUCAGAAACGGAAA